Molecule: messenger RNA, 1322 nt
Organism: Phasianus colchicus (ring-necked pheasant)
Lineage: Eukaryota; Metazoa; Chordata; Aves; Galliformes; Phasianidae
Gene: GDF2
Product: growth differentiation factor 2
Biological process (GO): BMP signaling pathway
Cellular component (GO): extracellular region
Molecular function (GO): cytokine activity; growth factor activity
Source: RefSeq, a predicted model, not a curated record
UCCUCUUGUCUCUCCAUCAUAAAGUAAAUACAUAAGAAAUGCAUUAUUUUGGAGUAUUAGCUGCACUGUCUGUUUUCAAUAUCAUUGCCUGCCUGACAAGAGGGAAGCCUUUGAAAAACUGGGACAAGCUACCAGUUAUGGGAGAGUCUGAUGCAUUCUUUCAUGAUCCUGGGGAAGUGGAAGAUGAGACCCAUUUUGACUUUAAAUCUUUUCUGGAGAAUAUGAAGACAGAUUUACUAAGAAGUUUGAAUUUAUCAAGGGUUCCCUCACAAGUGAAGACCAAAGAAGAACCACCACAGUUUAUGAUUGAUUUAUACAACAGAUACACAGCAGACAAGUCCUCCAUCCCUGCAUCCAACAUCGUAAGGAGCUUCAGCACUGAAGGUGUUGUUUCUUUAACUUCACCAGAAGAAAACUCAUUUCAGAAACACAUCUUGCUGUUCAACAUCUCUAUUCCACGGUAUGAGGAAAUCACCAGAGCUGAACUGAGAAUCUUUGUCUCCUGUCACAAGGAAGUUGGGUCUCCCUUCAGACUGGAAGGCAACAUGCUCAUUUAUGAUGUUCUAGAUGGAGACCAUUGGGAAAACAAAGAAAAUAGCAAAUCUUUGCUUGUCUCCCACAGUAUUCAGGAGUGUGGCUGGGAGAUGUUUGAAGUGUCCAGAGCUGUGAAAAGAUGGGUCAAGGCAGACAAGAUGAAGACUAAAAACAAGCUAGAGGUUGUUAUAGAGAGUAAGGCUCUGGGUGGUUUCCCUUGUGGGAAGCUGGAUAUUAGUGUUACUCGUGACACUAAAAAUCUGCCCCUGUUAGUAGUAUUCUCCAAUGAUCGCAGCAAUGGGACAAAAGAGACCAAAGUAGAGCUCCGGGAGAUGAUUAUUCAUGAACAAGAAAAUGUGCUAGACAAAUUAGGAAAGAACAACUCUUCAUCUGAAGAAGAACAGAGAGAGGAAAAAGCCAUCACUAGGCCCCAUCAGCAUUCGUCCAGAAGUAAGAGAAGCAUUGGAGCAAACCACUGUCGGAGAACUUCGCUCCAUGUGAACUUUAAAGAGAUUGGUUGGGAUUCUUGGAUCAUUGCACCCAAAGAUUAUGAGGCUUUUGAGUGUAAAGGAGGUUGCUUUUUCCCUCUGACAGAUAAUGUUACGCCAACAAAACAUGCUAUUGUCCAGACUCUGGUGCAUCUCCAAAACCCGAAGAAAGCUUCCAAGGCUUGUUGUGUUCCAACUAAAUUGGAUUCAAUCUCUAUUCUCUAUAAGGAUGAUGCUGGUGUGCCCACUUUGAUAUAUAACUAUGAAGGGAUGAAAGUGGCAGAAUGUGGCUGCAGGUAG